Molecule: messenger RNA, 666 nt
Organism: Didymella exigua CBS 183.55
Lineage: Eukaryota; Fungi; Ascomycota; Dothideomycetes; Pleosporales; Didymellaceae
Exons: 2
Coding region: 1-666 (221 amino acids)
Biological process (GO): mRNA processing
Cellular component (GO): Prp19 complex; catalytic step 2 spliceosome; precatalytic spliceosome
Source: RefSeq, a predicted model, not a curated record
AUGCCGCUGACAAACGAAUCCUACGACUCUCUCCCGUACGUCGACACCCACGUCGACGACGCUGGGCUCGCGGCGGCACGCGCAGCCAUACUCGCGGACCUCAGCACCGCGGGCGUCAACACGGCGGACCUGCACCCCGCCCUCGCCCCGGCCGCACAGUACACGCCGCGCUUCUCCGACCUCGUCGAGCGCGAACACGCCCGCCUGGACGCGAACCCGGCCUCGAGGCUGUCGGGCAUCGACGUGAAGCGCUACGAGGACCUCGACGCGCCAGAGAGCACGGGUGCCGUCGCCGACGAGGACCGGCCGGCGGCGGUGCAGCAGUGGAACCGCGCGCUGACCCAGGCGCACACGAGCGCCGAGUACGUCCAGGGCCGCCUGACGCAGCUGGGGCUGCUGGAGAAGUUUGGCAAGAACGCCUGGCUGGUCGGCAACGCCCAGCUCGAGGACCUGCUGCGGGGCCUCGAGGCCGACCUGGUCGACGUGCGUGGGCAGCACGACGACGUGGCCACGCUGCGGCGCACACAGCAGGAGGCCGUGCUCGGCGAGAUCAAGACGCUCGAGCACACGUGGAAGCAGGGCCUGGGGAGAGUGCUGGAGACCGAGGUGGCCGCCGAGGCCCUGAAGCAGCAGAUUCUCGACCGCCGACGCGCCGGGGCUGUGUAG